AUGAAGAACUGGUUAUCUUACUGUGUCUGGGGGUUGUGUCUUUUUGUAACCGUGGAAAGUAAGCGACUUGAAUCGUUUAGGCCAAUCGUGGAUGCGGAAACAGGGGAGAAAAUCAGGAUGGGGAUACAGCUGCACGAGGCGAAAAGGCUUCCAUUUAAUCUGGAUGAUGAUGUAUUAAGGGGGAUACUCGAGAGGGCAAGUCAGAAUGCAGGUAUAAGGGGGGUUGGUGGUAAGGAUACUCGUUUAGAAAAGAGAGGUGUUCAAGUUUCCUCAGAUUCUAUGAGGGUGGAUGGAGAUUUGAUGUUGGAUAGCAAGUUGCAAGUUCUUCCAUCUAUUUCUAUUUUCUCUAGUAGUGUACGGGAUUUAGAUGGGUUAUCGAAGCAGAUCAAUGAUGGUGAGCAGAGACUUAUUAUCUUUGCGCCAACGGAUGAGUCGAUCAGGUCUCUAAAUAUUAGGCCAGUCAACUUUGGGCAAGAUGUUGAGCAGCUUGAGCAGAGUGGUGCUUCGGAGGAAGAGAUUUAUGGGGCGGUGAAGGAGAAUGUUGCUAGGUUUGUGUUGUCUCAUGUUGUUUCUGGAAAUAGAUAUGAGCAGGCGGAAGAAGGUAAUGAAGUUUUGUUAAGAAGUGAAUACUUCCCUGCAACUGCUCCAGGGGGGGAUAUAUUUUUGAAGAAGGAGGGGUCUGACUAUUAUGUUGCUUCUGCGAGAGACCGUAAUUAUGUGAAGGUCAAGAAUAUUGAUACAGCUGCCAACGGUAUUAUUAUGGUCAUUGAUACUUGUUUGGGUACCCAGUGA
Eremothecium cymbalariae DBVPG#7215 is the source of this 792-nucleotide messenger RNA. RefSeq lists its product as uncharacterized. Lineage: Eukaryota; Fungi; Ascomycota; Saccharomycetes; Saccharomycetales; Saccharomycetaceae. The coding region runs from base 1 to 792 and encodes 263 amino acids. The record is from RefSeq and is a predicted model, not a curated record. The transcript has a single exon.